AUGUAUCGUCAGAUAAAAAUAGACCCUGAACAUAGAAGGUUGCAGAGAAUUCUGUGGCGUUUCAAUGAAAAUGAACCGGUACAAACUUUUGAGCUAAAUACUGUGACGUAUGGGACUGGUUCAGCUUCUUUCCAAGCUGAAAGAUGCCUGCAACAAGCUGGACAUGAAAAAGCUCAUAUUUAUCCAGAGCCUGCGCUUACAAUCAAAAAAGAGUUUUAUGUUGACGACUUCGUCACUAAUAAAAAAUCAAUACCAUUAGCUGUAACAUCCAUCAAAGGAGUUAUCAGUAUUUUAGCACCACGUGGUUUUGAACCUCGAAAGUGGGUAUCUAACGUGCCCCAUGUAUUAAAUGCUUUAAAUUUAGAUACCUCAAAACCAUUCAUGAUUCUCUCACAUGAAGACGAUCACCAGGUUUUAGGGGUAUUUAUAUGCUUCGCUACAAAAGCUGUUCAUUUGGAAAUAACAUUUAAUCUAACUACUUACUCAUUCCUAUUAGCACUUCAAAGAUUUGUAUCUAGACGCGGAAUUCCUCUAACAAUAUAUUCGGACCAAGCAAAAACGUUUAUUGGUGCUAGAAAUAAUCUUAGGCAACCCUUGUUGUUUGAAAUUACCCUUCCAGCUGAAAUUUUAAAUUACUUGCAAGAGAAACAGGUUGAAUGGAAGUUCAUCCCUAGUUACUCUCCUAAGUUUGGUGGUUUAUGGGAGAGUUGUGUCAAAAGUUUUAAACAUCAUUUUUCCAAAACUGUAACAACAAACGUACUUCAUUUCGAAGAAUUCUCAACAAUCCUUAACAAAAUCGAAGCAAUCCUGAAUUCUAGACCUCUUUGGCCAAUGUCAAACGAUCCUAAUGACCUCUCUCCACUAACUCCUGGCCACUUCUUGAUUGGUUCUGCAAUGACCGAUAUAUUAAAUACUAAAGCAGAAUAUCCAACUUCGUCGGUCACAAAUUGGAAGUUAAUUAAAAAAGUAUAUGAAAAAUUUUGGAAACGAUGGUCAAUGGAAUACUUGCAUCAGCAGCAACAAAGAUGUAAAUGGGUAAAACAAACCAAUAUUAGGGUCAACACAUUAGUUAUAUUAAAAGAUAAGUUCUUGCCUCCUCUGCUUUGGAGAAUGGGCAGAAUUAUAAAGCUUCACCCAGGUAAAGACAACAUACCUAGAGUAGCAUCAAUCAAGACCAGCUCUGGCACUUUGAUUCGUAGCAUCUCUGAAAUUUGCCCUGUCCUAGACCCGGCUUAG
Messenger RNA from Bemisia tabaci, 1236 nucleotides. NCBI's taxonomy places the organism in Eukaryota, Metazoa, Arthropoda, Insecta, Hemiptera, Aleyrodidae. The record is from RefSeq and is a predicted model, not a curated record.